GAGACGGUCACUCGGGCGUCGCAAAUCAAAAAUCGAAAAAACCGACGAAAAUACGGAAAACGCGGAUUGGAUUCACUCGUUGGGCUGAACUCAACCGAAUCCGGAAUCCAAAUCCUCAGCAAUGUGCGCGCCGAUCCGCCAAACAAUCGCAUAGUGAAUUUUGCAAAUUUGCAAAAUAAUUUCGGUCCGCCGCAGUCGCACACACAUACACACCCGCCCACUUACACAUAGCGACACGGGUAGGAAUAAAAAGAAGCAAUAAAAAAGUUAACGCCGUGAUCGUGGGAAAAUCGAUUUUCCUGUAACCAAAUUUACAACACUAGUGGAUAGAUUGAUGUUAAUCAAACGAUUAUAAAUUAAUAUUUUUUUUUUGCCUGUGCUAAGUACGCUCAGAGCGAGAGAGAGAGACAGGGCGGCGUGAACCGGUGAAGAGAGAAGGUGAGAGAGGUGUUGUUCUGCAAAAAAUUAGCAAGGCAACCAAACGUUUAUAAAUACAUAUAUAUUCCAAUAUUCAAAUUGCAAAUAUUAAUAAACAGACAAGAUUAACAACAAAAACAAACACCUAGAAACAAGAAAUUCAUAUACGAAAAUAAACCAAACAAAUCGGCGGGAGCAAAAGAGACUUUAAAAACGUGAGAGGCGCCAAAAAGUGUAUAAUUUUCGCGGCACGCCCAAAAACUCGGAAAAACUCCCGCCCACGCCACGCCCCUGCCUCCUGCCACACCAGCGACAACAAAAUCAACCUGCAGCGAAAAGGAUAUCGAAGAAAUUGUGGCGGAUAGAUAGAAAAAGAAACCCAAAACAUUUGGGCACUUCAUUUUCUUUCCUCUCCGUUUUGGAAUGGAAAACAUGGUAGUUACUAAAAACUGAGUUAUAUAUAAGAAAUUGGUCAGGAUUUGGAUCAGAAAAGGAAAUGUCUGACCAGGGAUCAGAGCUAAGAGUCUCAAAUGCAAGCAAGCCAACGCCAGCGGCAGGAACCAAGUCCAAGUUCACCAACAGCUGAAGAGGAAGCCGAGGAGAUAGCAACUUCCGUUUCGCACAGCAUUCAAUCGCAGAGUUUAAGCACAAAUACCUUACAAAAACAUUACAAAUUAUUUACGGAGAAAGUGACGCAAUCGGUUUAAGUCGAAAACGAACGAACACGAACGAACAAAACAAAAAAAUAAAAAGCAAACAAGGCAAAUAGAUAACCAUUGCGGAAUACGAUUACGCCGGAGCACAAGUCUACUUAAGGCAGGAGGACUAUAGGACUAUAGCCAUUUAAGUAACUUAAUAAACAAAACAAAAAAAAACAAAAACAAGCAAAAAAGCAACACACAACCCGCAAGCCAAGAUGAACUCCACCACAAAGCAUCUGCUGCACUGCACACUGCUCAUCACUGUGAUAGUUACCUUCGAAGUAUUCUCCGGCGGUAUUAAGAUUGACGAGAACUCGUUCACGCUCGUGGAUCCAUGGACUGAAUAUGGCCAGUUGCCCACGGUUCUGCUGUACUUACUGCGCUUUCUCACGCUCCUCACGCUGCCCCAGGUUUUGUUUAACUUUUGCGGCCUGGUAUUUUACAAUGCCUUCCCCGAGAAGGUCGUCCUUAAGGGCAGUCCCCUGCUGGCGCCCUUCAUCUGCAUCCGUGUCGUCACGCGCGGCGAUUUCCCAGAUUUGGUAAAGACAAACGUGCUACGCAACAUGAACACCUGCCUGGACACGGGACUGGAGAACUUUCUGAUCGAAGUGGUCACCGAUAAGGCCGUACAUCUAGCACAACAUCGUCGCAUCCGGGAGAUUGUGGUGCCCAAGGAGUACAAGACGAGGACCGGGGCGCUUUUCAAGUCCCGGGCAUUGCAAUACUGCCUGGAGGACAAUGUCAAUGUGCUGAACGACAGCGAUUGGAUUGUCCAUUUGGAUGAGGAAACGCUGCUCACGGAGAAUUCAGUGCGUGGCAUCAUCAACUUUGUGCUCGAUGGCAAGCAUCCAUUUGGCCAGGGCUUGAUCACCUAUGCCAACGAGAAUGUGGUCAACUGGCUGACCACCUUGGCGGACAGCUUUCGGGUCUCCGAUGACAUGGGCAAGCUGCGACUCCAGUUCAAGCUCUUCCACAAGCCGCUGUUCAGCUGGAAGGGCAGCUAUGUGGUCACCCAGGUGGCUGCGGAACGUUCGGUGUCCUUCGACAACGGAAUCGAUGGCUCGGUGGCGGAGGAUUGCUUCUUUGCGAUGCGGGCGUUUAGCCAAGGAUACACUUUCAACUUUAUCGAGGGCGAGAUGUACGAAAAGUCGCCGUUCACGCUGCUGGAUUUUUUGCAGCAAAGGAAGCGAUGGCUGCAGGGCAUCCUGCUGGUGGUGCACUCCAAGAUGAUACCUUUCAAGCAUAAGCUGCUGCUGGGCAUCAGUGUUUACUCCUGGGUCACCAUGCCACUCUCCACGUCGAAUAUUAUCUUUGCGGCCCUGUAUCCCAUACCCUGUCCCAAUCUGGUGGACUUCGUGUGCGCCUUCAUUGCGGCCAUCAAUAUCUACAUGUACGUCUUUGGCGUGAUCAAGUCCUUUUCGCUGUACCGCUUUGGAUUGUUCCGAUUCUUGGCCUGCGUGCUUGGCGCGGUGUGCACGAUACCCGUGAACGUGGUCAUCGAGAACGUGGCCGUUAUUUGGGGCUUGGUCGGCAAGAAGCACAAGUUCUAUGUGGUGCAGAAGGAUGUGCGCGUACUGGAGACUGUCUAGGAUAUUAUGGGUCUGGAGGAGGGAGUCGUCAAGUAGCCAUGAUCAUCAUAUCGCCCCCUAGAAACCAAAUGAAACAAAAGUUAAAAACAAAACAAAUAUCGCACAAUUUGGCCAGGUUCAGUGUGUUGUCAUGUCACUAUCUGAUUGAUUUACUUUAUUUGUACAUUUUCUAUGCAUAAGAAACAUUCACACCCACAACACACACCUGCACAAAGCACACACACUCACACCCGCACACACACUUAUUGUUGUUUCGUUCUAAUGUCAUGAUCAUUCAAAUUAUUGCCAAAAAACAAAAGGAAAGAAAGCAGAGGGUAGCUAACGCAAUAGGACAAAUCUUGUAGACGGUGUCUUAAACCAAGAUCGAUGAAACUGCACGAUUCACCACCAGCAACAACAGCCGUUAGGGGAACAAUAACGAUCCAAGAAAACCACACACAAAAAAUCUUCAUUAAGUGUAACAUCAUUAUAAAUAUAUUUUUUUUGUAUAGUCUGUAGUGAAGAAAUGCGCUAUAUUUAUAUAAUUAUAAAUAUUGUAUGUAUAUUGUGUAGAUUUAUUAUUAUUAUUACGAUUAUUUAAAAAUGUGUACAUUAAUGUAUUGUAAAUUGAUAAUCUGUUAAAUAUCAUUCACACCGAAACCAAGGAUAAAAAUGAAAGCAAACUUGAAUGUUA
This is a messenger RNA of Drosophila ficusphila, 3380 nucleotides long. Its product is annotated as beta-1,4-mannosyltransferase egh. The coding region runs from base 1334 to 2707 and encodes 457 amino acids. The transcript has 3 exons. Gene Ontology annotation, cellular component: cytoplasm. NCBI's taxonomy places the organism in Eukaryota, Metazoa, Arthropoda, Insecta, Diptera, Drosophilidae. The record is from RefSeq and is a predicted model, not a curated record. Gene Ontology annotation, molecular function: beta-1,4-mannosyltransferase activity.